This is a messenger RNA of Humulus lupulus (European hop), 1942 nucleotides long. RefSeq names its product uridine kinase-like protein 3. The transcript is spliced from 11 exons. Gene Ontology annotation, molecular function: ATP binding; kinase activity. Lineage: Eukaryota; Viridiplantae; Streptophyta; Magnoliopsida; Rosales; Cannabaceae. The record is from RefSeq and is a predicted model, not a curated record. The coding region runs from base 16 to 1164 and encodes 382 amino acids. Gene Ontology annotation, cellular component: cytoplasm.
UUAUGGGAUAGGUCUAUGGGCAUGGAGUCCAAAUCAGUUGUGGACUUAAUAGAAGCUUCCUCAGGGGUUCAUUUUUCUGGAUUUCACAUGAACAGUCUGCAGGAAAGGCAUUCAAAUGUGGACCAACCAACAACCUCUGCUGCAGAUAACAUUCUUAUGCAACCUUUUGUCAUAGGGGUUGCUGGUGGAGCAGCAUCUGGUAAGACUACAGUUUGUGAUAUGAUUAUACAACAGCUUCAUGACCAGCGUGUUGUUCUUGUUAACCAGGAUUCUUUUUACCAUAAUUUGACACCAGAAGAACAUGUAAGAGUACAUGAAUACAAUUUUGAUCAUCCUGAUGCAUUUGAUAAUGAGAAACUUUUAGCUUCUAUGGAUAAGUUGAGGAAUGGGCAAGCAGUAGAUAUUCCAAACUAUGACUUCAAGAGUUACAAAAACAAUGUCUUCCCGCCUAGAAGGGUAAACCCUUCAGAUGUGAUAAUUUUGGAAGGCAUUCUCAUUUUUCAUGAUCCCCGUGUUCGAGAGUUGAUGAAUAUGAAGAUAUUUGUCGAUACAGAUGUUGAUGUUCGUUUAGCAAGGAGGAUAAGGCGUGACACAGUAGAAAAAAACAGGGAUAUUGGUAUAGUUCUUGAUCAGUACUCAAAGUUUGUGAAGCCUGCAUUUGAUGACUUUAUUCUUCCUAUAAAAAAAUAUGCUGACAUCAUUAUUCCUCGUGGAGGAGAUAAUCACGUGGCUAUUGAUUUGAUUGUACAACACAUCCAUACAAUGCUUGGCCAGCAUGACUUGUGUAAAAUAUAUCCUAAUUUGUACGUUAUACAUUCAACUUUUCAGAUAUGGGGCAUGCAUACCCUCAUACGUGAUUCACAAACAACGAAGCAUGAUUUUGUAUUUUAUGCUGAUCGGUUGAUUCGUUUGGUCGUUGAGCAUGGUCUGGGACAUCUGCCAUUUACAGAAAAACAGGUGGUCACUCCAACUAAGUCCGUGUAUACUGGUGUAGAUUUCUGUAAGAGAUUAUGUGGUGUGUCUAUAAUCAGGAGUGGUGAGAGUAUGGAGAAUGCUCUGAGAGCAUGUUGUAAGGGAAUCAAGAUUGGGAAAAUUCUAAUCCACAGAGAAGGAGACAAUGGCCAGUAUGUUUCGAUUCCCUUUAUGAUUGUCUUUCAUUUUUAAAUCAACAUAUUUCUAUGAUUCCAUUUUUUAAUCAACCUCUAUGAUAAACUAUUGGUGUUCCAGAUGCUGUUCAAAGAGGUGUACAACUAGAUCAGAUUAUUUUCACAGAUGUUGCCAUGAAGGGUGAACAUAUCAAGCGCAGUGCUUUAGAAGAUUUAUUCUUGGACACGUAAGCAUGCUUAAUACUUUUUUUUUUCUAUUUUUUUAUUAUUCAAGUGUAUUUAUCUCAGUACAAUACAGUAUGUAACUUUAUUUUGACAUUUGAUGUUGCUAUUGCUGAUUGAUUUUGCUAUUGUUGUUUCGUUUCUUUAUUUUUUUUGGUGGUGUGUGCUCUGUAGCAUUGCAUUUAGUUAGCUUAAUAUUUAGCUCAUAUUUUCUUGAGUCGUUGCACCAGAAUUCCCUUAAUCAAGAGCCAUAUUCUGUCAGAAGUGAAUCAUGUCUUGUUAACAUAAUGAUUUUUCAACUGGUUACAGGUCUUUCCCAGAGCUUGGACAGCAAUUUUGAUUUCUCUAGACAAUAGUGGCAUGUGGAACCUUCGAAUAGACAAUCUAAACUCGUGGUAUCUAGGCCAGGAAACGUACAUUAGUGUUGUAAACUCUGAGUUUUGAGAAGAAUUGGAGAAGCAGCAGAAAGCAAGUUCAAUUCAAUUUUGUUUUCUAGUUUUAGAUAUGCAACACGCAUUUUAUUGAUUUUUCCUCUUUUUUAUUUCUAUUUAAUGUGAUAAACAUUUCCAAUUAAUUUCAGUCACAUGAAAAUGAUGAUUUUUUUGGACAUUUGA